AGCAGUUUUAGACGAUGAGUUCAUCACAUGAUAUAUCGACGACUGAAUCCGCUUGCUCAUCUGAUCGUACUAUGGACAGUAUUACAGAUCAGCUAUCUUCAUGUUCUUCUUGUGGUGAAAUGCAGACGGAAUUUCCAUGGAACAUAAUCGACAACCCGCUGCCGACUGUGCCUGACUUCGGAAGUUUAUCGAAAGAUUAUGGGCAGCCACUGAUAAUUCACUUCUACAGCGAUCUGCACGGCAACAUAGUAUCGCGCAUUGGUGAUUUUCAAGAUGUUCCCGUUUUGGAGGCUGUUAGAGCUUUGAAUGCACAGCCCCUUUACACACAGAGCAUCAAUCUCGUUGUGAGGAUAGACCGCUGUGAUGAGGAUGAAAUAGCAUUCAUUUUGCCAACGCUCCGCCUUCUACUCUUUCGCUGUCGCAUAAGUUUUGCUGUCAACGAUUGGGAGCGAUGUGUUCUUGAAAUGGACGACUACAAUCAUGCAGUCAGAAUAGUGGAAGUGAUAUCCGAAUUUACAGACAAGAUUUUUGAGCUCAAUAUAGGAUCAGUACAGCAUGUAAAGGAACAGCGAAUUCGUAACAUUAUAGAAGAAGAAGCCCUUCAUGUCGUGCAGUUACUGGAGGAAUGGCUUCCCAAAAUUUACACUACUUUGAGAUGUUGCAGAUGUCUUCGCAUAUUUGCUUUCAUCCGUCUUGACGCGCACCUCUCACUCAUGCUAAACCGCUGUCCUAUGCUGAGCCAUCUUACCCUUGCAAGGAUUUCUGAAAUAUCUUGUCCUUGUUUCAAUAACCUGCAGUCGUUCGAGUUCAAUGGAUGCGGAAUGGGGUACGCAGAAGAAGAUUUGACUCUUGGGAAGUGCUUAGUCAAAUACUUCCCAAAUGUGCGUGUAAUUGGAUUUCGGGAAGUCUGCUUUGAUCCAGUGAUAUCAAGCUUGAUCAGAAAUUUAACACCGACGGGCCAGCGCUAUGAGAUUUACCAGAUAGUUUCCACUCAACAGUUUACUUCCCUUGUGAAGUCAAUGUUUGCCGAGAAGUACCCGACCGAAUGUAAUGAUCAUGUCGAGUUAGUGAACGUUAGAUAUGGAACUUGUCUCAUUGUUUAUGGAAAACAUAAGAUUUAUCGUAUGCAGUAUUGAUGCAUGACGGUUAUUGUUAUCAUAAGAAAUUAUGGGGCCUGUACUUUGAGCGAGCUUAUUCCGAAAGUUGCAUUUCGUUAGCUGUAAGCAACGUAAUUUUUUAAAUAUAGAUUUUAGUGUGCC
Molecule: messenger RNA, 1259 nt
Organism: Cylicocyclus nassatus
Lineage: Eukaryota; Metazoa; Nematoda; Chromadorea; Rhabditida; Strongylidae
Source: the annotation of a GenBank genome assembly